This is a messenger RNA of Paecilomyces variotii, 3033 nucleotides long. RefSeq lists its product as hypothetical. The transcript has 2 exons. Gene Ontology annotation, cellular component: cytoplasm; nucleus. The record is from RefSeq and is a predicted model, not a curated record. Bases 255 to 3026 code for a protein of 923 amino acids. NCBI's taxonomy places the organism in Eukaryota, Fungi, Ascomycota, Eurotiomycetes, Eurotiales, Thermoascaceae. Gene Ontology annotation, molecular function: protein binding.
AAAGCUAAAUCUUCUCUUGUGCAUGCACAGGUUCUGGCCUAUUGGACGGCUUUGGUCCAAAUUGCAAGCGCCAGGGCCUUCUGAAAUGGUAUAUAAGUGGAAGACGGGCCUGUCAAUCCUGGCCUAAUUUCUUCUGUUUUUUUUUUCUUUUCUCUCACUCAAUACUGCUAGGAAUACUUACAACCACAGGUCAAUCCUGAUUUAGUUUCUUCAAUCCCCUUACCGCUGCCAAGAAUACUUACGACCCAGACACCAUGGGCAGCUCAGAAGGUUCUGAGGAAGAUUCUUCUGGGAAGGGAGACCUGCGCCCAGAGUCUCCCCUACCCAGUCCAAGAACGCAUGAUGAAAUGGACUCCUAUAAAUACCAAUUAUAUGAGAGUAUCCUUCGUGGAUCGUUUGAACGAGUGAAGUCCCUUAUCGACGCAGGAGUGGAUAUAAAUCAGCCAUUCGCGGGAAGAGAACCUCUGGCAGAGAUGGUAGCAGGACCCCCAAUCUAUCAUGCCGCAGUUAAGGGAGCGAAACUGACCCGGCUACUUAUUGACGCUGGUGCAGAAGUUGACCAACAAUAUGGGUUGUCUGGUACUGCCCUUCAAAGGGCAGCAGAUACUGGUGAUUACGAAACAAUGGAACUGCUUCUUGAUGCUGGUGCCAAUGCCAAUGCAGCUCCAGGUGCUGGUAAAACUGCCCUUAGCCGUGCAAUUUUAUCGAGCAUUGAUCCUCUCAAAAAAGUUCAGCUACUGCUGCGCCACGGAGGAGAUGUGAAUGGGAAAGACAGCCAUGGAACAACCCCUCUCGAUGAUGUUUUUGAAUCACGCCGUCUUGAAUUCGCUCCGAUCCUCAUAGCUAGAGGAGCAAAUGUCAUGACUGCUGCUAGGACUUGGCAGCGCUGCAGAGCAGAGCCAUUGCCAAGUUUCUGGCUACAUCUUAACCGUCACCAACCUUACAGGACCCUGGAUGAAGCUUUUACCAGCAUUGUGGGUGCAAGUUUGGCAUUGGAUGUUGUGCGAGUAAUACAGAUGGACUGGGAAAUCCCUAAAUUACUGAAAGCCUACCACAGUGUUUCCUCGAGAGAAGAUAGCGAUUCUGGAGAAGAUAUUCUUUCUCAACACUGGAAGGAGCAGUUUGUGCUAGUGGCAAACGCACUUGAAAUAUCUGGGACAAGUUGCUCCGAAUUUGUGUCCAGACGAUGGGGCAAAGAUGGAUAUGACAUUCUACAGUGUCUUGUAGACAACAUUCAUCUGGCAUGUCGAGCUCCAGGUGAGGUUGUCGAGAUAGUUCUUGCUGCUCAUCUCGAUACACGUUCUUGUUACUAUAUUCAUAGCCUUAGCGUCGACCACAGUUGUUUCAAACUUUGGCUAGAUCCUGGGAUCACAAAGAAGUCUCUAGGAAUAAUUUCAGGAGUAGUCUCUUUCGUCGGGAAAGCUAUCAGGACCUCGAGAACCCCAGAAAAGUUCGCUCUCACGUCUAUGGAGCCCCGACUUGAGGUAGAUCUUGAGGAUCUCACAAAUAUUGAUCGUUCCCUCGUUCUCAAGCUAUGCUUAAAAGAGGAACCCUUUCAAAAUAAAACAUCAGACUGUUGGCAACAUCUGUUUAUUCGAGGAGUGAUUGCGAAAGAUGAAAUCAUUGCAACAGAAGCACGAUCUAAAGGGAAGGGUUUACGAGUCUCUUACGAUCAUAUGGUCAUGAUCUCGUCGGUUAGAUACUCCGUGAGAAUCCAUGAUACCAUAAUUCUUCUGGGAUAUCGUACGGCUCUCAUUGCGACAGAGAUACACGAGGAUUAUGUCCAGUAUCAUGCAGAAGUCAGUGAACGUGGUCAGAUAAACCCAUAUUGUCUCGACCUCAAGGUUGCUGCAUCAGUGAAGAGCAUCUCCGAGCUUGAGCGGCGGCAUUGCUAUAUUGGGUGGUGUACCGAGGCCAGUAUCCGAGCUGGGACCGAAGGCCUAGUGACAGGCCCACUACCGUAUCUUUCUCGAACACGUCCUAAGAAGAAGUCGCUUCAUGUGGAUAGCAUCGCUGCUGGUAUUCAGGCAACUACAGCGUCCCCUUUCCAAGCCGGACUGAACCUCGGAAUUACUGGUAAAUUCGUCGUCAAUAGGGUCCAGUUUGACACUAGUCGAAUUUAUUCCGAACUACUGAGAGAUACGAGCCGCAAUCUCGUUUUAUUAUACGACUCUGGAUCAAGGAUAGGAUGGCUAUUACCGAAAUUAAGCUUGCUUGUCCACAUGUCUCAUAUUUACCUAAAGAAACUUACUGGGUCAAGCAAUGUCCCUUUUUUGCCGGACCAUAUAGAUACAGAGGACAUCAUCAGAAGAUUGGAAAAUCAGGGUAAUCUGGUUCUAUUCGGGAGAGAGGAAUCCCAAACUCUAUUCCAAGAUCUGAUGCUAAGGUUGAAUACCAACAUGCUCAGUUCCGCCGAGAGAACCGAUGAGUCAACGUCCAGGACAUUUUAUGGUCAUGAGUUUCUGGACAUUGUGCUACCCCCAGAAAGAGGAGCAUGGAUGAAACAGGUCCGUGUUAAACGCAACGCCCGUGAUCUGCUUCGUAUCGCGGGCAUUGUGGAUGCUGUUGUGAUUGGCGAUAACCUUGGGAAAAUUAUCCAACCGAGAACCUUUCAAGAUUCCUGCGCAUGCUGCACUGUCCCAUCUGGCUACGAUUAUGUCGUUGCGCCGGUGACAUGUUUAGAAAGGUUGGCAUCAGAUCAUGGCGAAACGAAUGUCCUCUUCAGGAAACUGGGAAACAGCACAUACUGGGCUAUCUCUAGCAGACCCUUUCAGGCCCGUCGCCACCUCCCAGGUGGGAGCGCUGGCUAUUGGUACCAAAUCGAAAAUUUCCAACGUGUGACCAGCAAUAUACCAGAAAGUGCCGGCAUGAGCAACGGAACAGCAGUCCCAACAAAUCCCCCAAUGGGAGGUGCCGUCGUUUUCGGAAAGCCCAUUGACCCAAAUUCAAAGCCGUCAGUUUUCAAAUUGCCAAACUAUGAUGUCUUUGGCCAAUAUAAGCGCUUUGUCCAACUAUUCAAGCAGUGAAUUUCCA